AUGGCGGAUAAACGAUACAAGCCGUUGAAUUCGAAGAUUCCUGUUUUGAGUAAAAAUUAUAGAAGCGUUUUAAGGCAUGUGAGAUUGGAGAAGGAACUGAUUGAAAAAGAGCAGGCACAGGUGUCGAGUUUGAAGAAGGAUUUGGAUGCGCUGAAAGCUACGGAGACAAGAAAGGCCUCAACUUCAACGUUUGAUCGGUUUGAAUCAUCUCUUCAUGCUGAACGUCCAGUUUAUAGUGGGAAAAGUGACUUGAGAACUACGAUCACAACACCAAAAGGGACUAAACGAAAAAGCGAGUAGUAAUAGGUUUUAUUAUUAGCAGUAGAAAAUAUUUUAAAAUAUUUGUUUUGCUUGCACAGUUGCAUUGGCCAUUGUCUUAUAAAAAUAUAUAUAUUUCUCUGUAGUUCGACCUUCACGCAUUCAUUUUCAAGGAACUCUCAAAGACAUAUUGCAUGCUAACAUCGUUAAAAAGGAAGGUCAUUUGCUAAGUGUUGACCUGUUGUUACAGUGCCUGUAUACAUAUGGCUCUCUGAAAGGGAUUGGCACCAGGGAACUUCUUAUAGAGGUGUCCAAACUAUUUGGCAAAACUACAAGCUACAAAGGAAAACAAAAAAAGUAAAUAUUUAAAAGUUUUCUAUGAAUUCUAAUAUUAUAUAUUAGCAAUUUUUAAAACUGUAGUUUCCCAUUUUGUCAAAAUCACAGUAUUAUACUUUUGGAACUGACUUAUGUUGAUAUCACAAAUAUUAAUAAUUCAUUAAAUCAGUAUCAUUCAGCAUGGUUUGUUGGUUCUGUUUUUAUCAUAUAGGCGCUAUUAUGAUGGAAUGAUUUUAACCCCAAGAGGUUCAACAAAAAGUGUUGGAAAAAAAGGUAUGAGGAAUGCUUGUCCUGUUUUCAAGCUGGUGCCGGAGGGCCAUAGUUUAAUUCAAGCAUGACAUCAUGCUUGUUCAUACAGGGGUCGAAAUUCCCGCUAUUCUGAAUAUAGUAAAAUGCCUGACGGAAUAGUAAACUUUAUGAUCACAGUAUUCCGUUUGUAUAGUAGAAAAAAUUGUGGUACCAAAUAUCGACAAGCAAGGGUUUUCCUCCUGUAUAAAAAUCCCUUUAUACCGGACUUUGAGCCACUGUUUCACUUCGUAGCUAAGUUCUUGUUUGCUUGCAGUACUUGCAUAUUCUAAUUUCUUUGCAGCAAUAUUAACUUAAUUAACUUUGCUACAAUAACAUGACAGUCAGACAGACUGCCACCAGCCUGCCCUGUCGUCAAAAACAACUUUAGCGUUUAGUUUUUAGGACUCAAACAUUAUACAAAAUGUGGCGGUAUGUAUCGGGCAUAGAAGAUGUAUAUUAAUGUACAUGAAUAGAUGAUUCAGAUUAAUAGUUAAUUACUGAAUGAUUCAUUGAAUGUGAGAUGUUUUGUUUUUUAUUAAUAAUUUGUUCAUCACUGUACAGAGCAAUGCACUGUACAUGUUUAUUUUUUGUUAUUCAAUUAUUCAGUUCACUAGUUUAGGAGUCUCAAGGAUGAUUUCACGAAAAUCAGAACAUUAGCGCGGACCCUGCAUGAACAGGCUCUCAGAAACAGUAAAUUAAAGAAUAGUGGAUCUUCAGACGGAAUAGUAAAUUUCAAAAUCUACUAUUCCGGCUGUAUAGUACAAAAAAAUUUAAAUUUCGACCGCUAUCAUACCAUUUUCUAUUAUUUUAUAGCUUCAUUUACACACCCAAAUAGUUGUAAGACACGAUUGUCUUUUGAAGGUAUUGUAAAAGAAACUAUUAUGUAAAGCAAGAGAUAUAUUUUCUAUUUUGAAACCUAAUUAGUUACAUUGUACAUGUCAAUUGUGUUACAAUACAUCUCCUGGAUUGCAUUAGACAUCCCAAAAACAAAAACAAACCAUUGCAAAACAAUGCAAAUUGCAUUUGAAACAAUACCUGUUAUUAAUAAUAUUUUAAAAUCUAUAGUGCUGUAAAAAAUAAAUAUAAUGGCGACAUAUAUAAACAUGCAAUGUAUUGUCAUAUCAUCACAUAUAACUAUACAUUUAUUAAUUUAGGAGUUAAAACAGGUAGUAGCAGUGUUUCUACUUCAAAUAUAGACAGUAUUAUGGAUGAAUUUGGAGCAAUGGAAAUUCUAGGUGUGUAUGAUAUUAUAGCAAAUGUUUGUCACUUCAAAAAAUCCAUAGUGUAUCUAAGUAUUUAAUUUGUUUGUUUAAGGGUUUACACAUUAAGUAGCCUUUCUCACGCCGCCAUUUUUGUGGUACUACCUUUUCCAGAUCUGAGAUUGUAAUCAAUGAAUAUGGGAUUUGUAUAACUAUUGUUGCGAGUAUAGUCAUUAUAAGUUAAUUUACAGUUAAACAUUUGAAAAAUUGCUUUCACAUCGCUUAGAUUUUUCACCGAUCAUUUACAAAAAAAGUACCCCAAAAAUGGCAAAUUUGGCCUUCAUGAGAAAGGCUAAUUAACAUUUGUUGGGCUGAUUUCAGGUUUUGCUGACUAUUAAUGAUAGUUUACAUACAUGUCAGUUGUUGAUCAAUUCAGAUGAUGUAACCGCAUACAUUUCAAAUAUCAUUGAUUUAAUUAGAACCAAAAUUGUCCGACAAAUGGCUACACUGCAGUACUAUAAAAGUUGUUGUUGUUCUUGAUGUUGUUGUCAUUUGUGGUUGUCGUCAUCAUUGUUGUUGUUAGAAAUUAUUUUCAAAAAUGUCUGUUAAUGAAAUUUUGACAAAUGUGUAGUGCGUAUAUAUUUUGUAGAUGAAUCACACUCAACAGUUGAAUCAACAAGUGACACUCAACUUGCACUUCAGGCCGAAGUGCCAUGUUUCCAAGAUAAACUCCAAAAUGCUGAAGAGGCAACAUGUUUGGAUGAGUUUUCUAGUCAAAACAAGGAACUUAAGAAGCACAUUAAAACUGUUACGGAUCAGUUUUCAGAAUAUGUGGCAUUGUCUGAGAAAAUCAUUGGCAAACAAAGCUAUAUCAUAGAACUUUACCAUCACAUUGUCACCAAUGGUGGAACACUUGGGGGGCUGCUGUCAUUGUCAGAAAGAUGUGAAAUAACAAAUGAGAUCAAGAAAGUUAGAGGCAUAUUUAAUCUGGGAAUUAGAAAUAAGGAAGUUAAAGAUCUUGUGCCAAUUUUUAAACCAACACUUUUUAAUACCUUGAUGGGAAAAUUGAAAAGUGAUUGCCCAACAAUAACAUGUAUUCUGGAGCAACUGGUGCUUUCCACAAAGAAUGCAGGACGCAUUGCGUCCUGCCGACGCAAUAUUAUCAAGACACCAGCUAUGAAAAUGAAGGCUGCAAUUCAUUUGCUUUCAUCACUUAUGGAUGUGAGAGAUCAAAACAGUAGCAAUGAUGUACCUAUCUUGUUUGGCUUAUUGUGUAUGUGUUUUGGUGCCGGACCAUCCCUGAUUGAGUUGCUUCAACGUUUAAGACUGUCUGAGUCAUAUCAAGUUCUGUAAGUUUAAACUUCUUUUCUUUGUUUUAUAACUGAGAACAGGGUGUAACAUCUAUUUAAUAUCAAUGACAUCUCUGAUAGGUUGGUUAAAUGCAAGUCAUUGCACAGCCAAUCAGAUGUUAUUAGAUAGAGAGGUGGGAAACUAUCUUGCCUUUCACUGCCUUUCUCUCAAUUUUCCUCUGAAUUGAUUCGUUAUCCCCGUAAGAGGUUUCCUGCAGAGGAGGCUGAGGGUAACAUACUGUUACUAAACUGUACAUAUUUACACAAACUAUGUCAAAUGUGGUCCACAUUGUAUAUGAUUGAUUACAUGUAAUAAAAAUUAUGGUUUUGCAGAUGUAUAUAUAUAUAUAUAUAUAUAUAUAUAUAUAUAUAUAUAUAUAUAUAUAUAUAUAUAUAUAUAUAUAUAUAUAUAUAUAUAUAGUAAAGUAUAGUACACGUUUACGCUUAUACCCAGGAACUUAAUUUAACCAAUGUAUUUUCUGGGCCCCUAUCUGGUUAAAAAUAUCAGGCAAAGUCUUUUUGAAACUUGGCAUUAAGAAAGCGAAAUAUGGUUUGCUUUUCCUUGCAGGAUUAAAGUGCUGAAGCGGCAACUGGAGCACUACAAAUUAUUAAUCAAGGAACGUGUUUCAGAUACCAACCCAGUUAUAACGUAUCAAGACAACAUGCAAUUGAUGCGUACUUCGCUUCGACAUUUGCGACUGUCCAAAUUGCAGAAGGACAAAGCGACUCAAAACAAAAUGUGGGACUUUACAGUCCGAGGUUGGAGAGUAGCGGAAUACUACGGGUAUAGAAGAAUACUUUGAAGGAUCAGCUGCAAAAGAUUUGGAUUCCCAAGGUUGUGUGAAAAGUUUGAAAUAUGAAGAUAUGUGUAUCGGUGAGUAUGGCAAAUAUCUAUCAGUGGUUCUGAUCUUUUACUUUAGCACAUUAUUUUGUUGUCUGUUCCAAGCCGUUUUUGUCAAAUACGAACCCGUGAGUUAUCGCUCUUCUCCCAGCAAGCACAGUGGCGUAACUACUAUGGGCUCAGACCGUGAGAACCCGGGGGCCCCAACCUAAAUGGGGGCCCCCAGGCUUAGGCAAUAGAGCAAAAACAUUGGUCAGGGCCUCUGAUAUGUUACAAUGUAGUUUUACGACCAUCAGAAUUCUGUAAAAUCUCUCCCCAAAGUCCAGGAAAUGGCAUUUCAGAGAGUCUAAAUUCAAAAAUUUUCCGGAUGAGCAUGCCCUGGACCCCCUAGAAAAUUCGUGCAUAUACGGCGCUCGACUCGUGCCUUUGGCACUUCUACUAGGGGGGCCUUCGAAAAUUUUGAACCGGGGGCCCCCUGAUAUAACGUUACGCCACUGAGCAAGCAUGGAGAAUAUGCACAUGUCUGCAUGACCAAAUACAAUAGAAAAAGAGACUUAAAUAAAAAGAACUAUCAAUGGCAACUUAGUGUCGUCUAUACUCAAACGAAUAGUAUAUUCAGAUUCUAUAGAUGAACAGUAUUCUUAUGCAUGUGUGUGGUUUAAUAAAACACAAAAAGGAGAUUCGUGUGUCGGUUUAACUGUUACGCUAUCGUUUAUUUUAUUCUAACCAGUGAACUGAAUAGAACUGGAACGCUACCUUCACCUGGAAAAUUGAAGCCAAAUUUUACGUCAAGACACGCGUGUUUGACCUCCUGACACGCGUGGGAAUCCUGACACAAAAGGAAAUCGCGUAACACAAACACGUCUGUCUGGAGGUAAAACACGCGUGACUGGAGGUAAAAUUUGGCUUCGUGCGAUCAUAGACUGGUUUCUAUUGCUAACUCAUUUUUUCACUCAAGAAACAUCAACUGUUUUAAAUUUUUUACUUCCGUUUACUUUCCAUGCAUUAUUUGAAAAUAGGUCAUGAAUCUAUGAUUGCUUGGUGAAUAGUUAAUUAAUUACAUGCAUGCAUGUAAAAUUUUGUAUUGUUCAAACAGCACGUAUAUUAAACAGCACGUAUAACUUUAGAUCCGUAAGCCCGGAUCCGUAAGUUAUUAGAGAGGUUCAGAUUUGGCCUCCACCACCACUAUAGCCUGAAGUGGACUGGAGCACAGGCUACCACCACUAUUGCUACUAUUCAGAGACCACGAACCAAUCAGAUACGUUUAGUCCUCCCGAAAAACCAAUCACAUGCGUACUAGGUCAGGAAAAGGUAGCGGUAGUGGAAGUCAAACCUGAACCUCACAAAUUAAAGGUCACAUCAACGCACGCGCAUGCAAGACAAUAGUGAAUUAAAAUUGAAAGUCAUUAACACUGAUAGAUAUGGGCAUAUGGAUCGAAAGCAUUGCACUAAUAAAUAUGCGUGGUGUUUCUACAAAACAAAACCUUAACUCAUUGUUCACCGUAUCCUCCUCCGCAUGCAACUCUGAAAUCCCACAAAUGAGACAUUGUGGAGAGCUAAAUAAGAAAUAGUUGAUGGAUAAAGAGGGACGUCAUUUAGUAUCAGUAAUUUAAUCAUUUUUCUGCUAGAAAACCAUCCACAACACAAAAAAGAAUGGGAAAGUUUUAAGGAGAUAAAUUUGCUGAGGAAAAUGGAUGUAGCUCUCAAUACAGUCCAUAUUGACCAAAGUGUUUUGAAGUCGAUGAGCAGUGAGAAAAUGAAGGAGUUUACUUCAGCCGAAGCAACUUCAACCAAAAAGUACGAGAUUGAUGUUUCUCCAAUACCAGAGGAAUUUCCUGAUAUGGGGACCAAAGCUGCAGAUAUUUACCCGUUGCCUUUGUCGCAUGAAAACCAGUGUACAACUCUUGGCGUGGCAAAUAACCUUGAAUUGUUUCAAGAGGAAUUUGAUUUUAAAAGCAACAAGAAUGUGAAGUAUUUACCGCUGAAGAGCUCUGGAAAAGAGUUCGAUUUGGAGCAGGCUUAUAAACGGUUUGCAUUUUUGCGGAAACUGGACAGGCAUAAAGAACAACAGGAAAAGUACGAGAAUACAUUGCGUGGUUGUACGUCAUCUGAACAGUCUGACCACGUUGAAGAAGCUUUUGUAGUUGUUGAGAGUGAAAGCGAAGACAGUGAUGAUGAAUAA
Paramuricea clavata is the source of this 6453-nucleotide messenger RNA. The record is from the annotation of a GenBank genome assembly. Lineage: Eukaryota; Metazoa; Cnidaria; Anthozoa; Malacalcyonacea; Plexauridae.